This is a messenger RNA of Bathycoccus prasinos, 798 nucleotides long. RefSeq lists its product with no specific name. The record is from RefSeq and is a predicted model, not a curated record. Lineage: Eukaryota; Viridiplantae; Chlorophyta; Mamiellophyceae; Mamiellales; Bathycoccaceae. Bases 1 to 798 code for a protein of 265 amino acids. Gene Ontology annotation, molecular function: protein binding. The transcript is spliced from 2 exons.
AUGAGCGACCAACCUCUUCCUCCUGUUCCUCCUCCUCCUCCGGGAGAAAACGAGGAGGAUAUUCCUCCUCCUCCUCCUCCUCUGCCUCCGGCAGAUGAAACGGUCUCUCUCGAAAUUGAUUUCGAAAAACUGGCCGAGCGCGCCGCGGUGAUCGCGCGGGAACAACAACAACAACAACAACAACACCAACAACAGAAAAAGAGGAAACAACGAGAUUCACCAUCGGGAAAGAAGAAUAUACCGCCACCGCCGAUGCCGCCCGUCUCGCUCGGAGGCACAGUUUUAGACGAAGUGGAUUUGGAAAGGAUUAAAGUUGGAGAUAAUCGAUGGGGGAUCGCGCUGAGUAGCUGCGUGGAGUAUCCAAACAAGAAGUAUUUUUUCAGGUAUGAUGCGUUCGUUGGUGUUGUCCGCAAAGACUCCAAAGUCUGCCAGUGGGAAACGCCGAAAGAGCUCAAAGGAGGCUUGCAAAAAAAUCUGCGCAUAUGCCCGCUCGAAGCGACGUUACUGCCGCAAAACACCAUGCCGGAAAGCGGGUGGGUGGAAUUAACAACAACAACAACAAAAAACGCAGCGAGUAGUAUCGACAAACACAACGACAACAACAAAGAAGGCAAAAAAGAAAGCCGAACGGAAGAAGAGAAGACGCAAACGGCGAACGCGAAGAGUAGUAGUAAGAAAAAAUAUUACUGGCACCCGGCGUCCAAACAGGUCACCUGGCAAAGGCCGAGACGAGGGGAACACGAAGUCCAGGAGGCGGAGAUUCUCCCGUUACAGUUUAUUAGCGAAAGCGCCCAAUAA